This is a messenger RNA of Megalobrama amblycephala (Wuchang bream), 3790 nucleotides long. RefSeq names its product glutamate receptor, ionotropic, kainate 1a (gene grik1a). Bases 856 to 3453 code for a protein of 865 amino acids. Gene Ontology annotation, biological process: synaptic transmission, glutamatergic; modulation of chemical synaptic transmission; monoatomic ion transport. Gene Ontology annotation, molecular function: transmitter-gated monoatomic ion channel activity involved in regulation of postsynaptic membrane potential; kainate selective glutamate receptor activity. The record is from RefSeq and is a predicted model, not a curated record. Lineage: Eukaryota; Metazoa; Chordata; Actinopteri; Cypriniformes; Xenocyprididae. The transcript is spliced from 18 exons. Gene Ontology annotation, cellular component: postsynaptic membrane; presynaptic membrane; plasma membrane.
AACAAUUCGUGUGAACAAAUCAUCACUAUAAUUCUCUAUGAGUCUCCUAUUCUUACUUUGGAUAUUAACUGAAAGCUUGCAGUAACUUCCCAUGACAGCAUGCAGCUAACUUUACCUCCAACGGACUCAAUGUGGCUAGUUUGGGAGAAAAAAAUAAAGCUUAUCGUACAACUUAACUAAAAAGAAUUUAAAACCCUGGAAAAAAGUCUGUGCGGUUUUAAAAAAAUGAAGAUAACAUCGUGAAGAAAGCCAAACGCUGAGCAGAUUUUGCUUUAAUCCUGCGUCUGGAUCAUGUGUCGGUCAGUGGCACGCGCUCUUUACUGUCCUCGCAGUGCGCGUGCGGUGUGCUACAAGUAUUUGAAGCGAUGAACUGGGGAUAUCAGCUCAACAUAUUACCUGAAAUAUCUUGAAGACUCCAUUACAUCGUGGAUUUUCCGGCAAAGGAUAAUAAUGUGUUGUUUCUGAGGCAAUAUCUGGCUUUUUGAGGAGCUGUUUCCAUUACACGCGAUGGGAGGUGAAUGGAAGUUGAUGAGCGCGCGCUAUGCUUCCCUAAAUCCAGUUUUAUGACAUGAAGUUUUUUAUUUUUACCUAUUUUGAUUACAGAGCCAUGGAUAAGCGCAAAAGACUGUUAUUUUUCCUUUUUUACUUGAUGUCAAAGUUUUACCUUAGUGACCAGCAGGUCAUACGAAUCGAAAUCAUUGUGAUGUCUUUAUGAGGAGUGUUUGGAAUACAUCAUAGACAGUGACAGAAAUUUUGAAAAGAAGGUCAGAGACAGAAAGACAAAGACCGUGUCCGAGAUGACCUGAGUAUUCAGCAGGGGGAAUCUUUGAGACGCGGGAGAAUGAACCCGUCAGUAUGGAUGAACUCGCCUUUAAAUUUGCUGUUACAAGUAUCAACCGAAACAGAACCUUGAUGCCAAACACCACGUUGACCUACGACAUCCAGAGAGUAAACCUCUUUGACAGCUUUGAAGCCUCCCGAAGGGUAUGUGACCAAUUGGCCCUGGGGGUUGCGGCGGUCUUCGGCCCCUCUCACAGCUCCUCGGUCAGUGCUGUCCAAUCCAUUUGCAAUGCUCUAGAGGUGCCACACAUCCAGACACGCUGGAAACACCCAUCUGUGGACAAUAAAGACAAUUUUUACAUUAACCUAUACCCUGAGUACACCUCCAUAAGCAGGGCUAUCCUGGACAUUGUCAUUUUCUACAAAUGGAAGUCUGUUACUGUAGUUUAUGAGGACAGCACAGGAUUAAUGCGUAUGCAAGAACUGAUCAAAGCUCCGUCCAAAAACAACCUGAAGAUCCGUAUCCGCCAGCUGCAGUCAGGAGGAGGUGACAGUCGCCCCCUGCUGAAGGAGAUGAAGAAAGAACAAGAGUUUUAUGUCAUCUUUGACUGCUCCUACCAAGUAGCCGCCGAGCUUCUCAAACAGCUGAUGUCGAUGGGUAUGAUGACCGAAUACUAUCAUUUCUUCUUCACUACUUUGGAUCUGUUUGCUUUGGAUCUUGAGCCGUACCGCUACAGUGGAGUCAACAUGACUGCCUUCCGCCUCCUGAAUUUAGAUGAUCCGUAUGUGGCUUCCGUGAUCCAGAAGUGGUCCAUGGAGCGCCAGCUGUCACCGCCCAAACCUGAGAGUGGAUUGAUGAGCGGCAUUAUGACUACCGAGGCUGCUCUCAUGUAUGACGCAGUGUUCAUGGUCGCUGUUGCGUCUCAGCGGGCCACGCAGAUGACAGUGAGCUCCCUGCAGUGCCACAGACACAAACCCUGGAGGUACGGUCCACGCUUCAUGAACUUGUUUAAAGAGGCCCAAUGGGAUGGCUUGACAGGACGGAUAGUCCUUAACAAGACUGAUGGUCUGCGGAAAGAGUUCAACUUAGACCUCAUCAGCCUCAAGGAGGACGGCACGGCGAAGCGAGUGGCUGAUGGUGCAUCACGACCUACUAAAUUAUGGACAAAGAUUGGAGUGUGGAACUCUUACACGGGCCUCAACCUGACUGAGAUAAAAGACAAUAAAAACAUCACAGACUCUCUGGCUAACAGAACGCUUAUCGUCACCACAAUCCUGGAAAAUCCCUACGUUAUGUUUAAGAAGUCUGACAAGGUGCUAUAUGGGAACGAUCGCUUUGAGGGCUACUGUCUAGACCUGCUAAAGGAGCUCUCCAACAUCCUGGGAUUCACCUAUGAGGUCAAGCUGGUUUCUGAUGGCAAAUAUGGAGCUCAGAAUGACAAAGGCGAAUGGAACGGCAUGGUUCGGGAACUAAUUGACCAUAUAGCUGACCUGGCUGUGGCUCCGCUGACCAUCACUUAUGUCAGAGAGAAAGUUAUCGACUUCUCCAAACCCUUCAUGACCCUGGGCAUCAGCAUACUGUACCGCAAACCAAAUGGCACCAAUCCAGGGGUGUUCUCCUUCCUCAACCCCCUCACCCCGGAUAUCUGGAUGUAUGUGCUGCUGGCCUGUCUUGGAGUGAGCUGCGUGCUUUUUGUGAUAGCCAGGUUCACACCAUAUGAAUGGUAUAACCCUCACCCCUGCAACCCCUCUUCUGAAGUGGUUGAGAACAACUUCACACUGUUGAAUAGUUUAUGGUUUGGUGUCGCAGCUCUAAUGCGUCAAGGAUCUGAGCUGAUGCCUAAAGCUCUGUCCACCAGAAUCGUGGGAGGGAUUUGGUGGUUCUUCACUUUAAUCAUCAUAUCUUCCUACACGGCCAACCUGGCUGCUUUCCUCACAGUAGAGAGAAUGGACUCCCCAAUCGAUUCAGCUGAUGAUUUAGCCAAGCAGACUAGAAUUGAAUAUGGUGCAGUGAGAGACGGCUCUACAAUGACUUUCUUUAAGAAAUCAAAAAUCUCAACGUACGAGAAGAUGUGGGCGUUCAUGAGCAGCAGGAAGAACACAGCCCUGGUGAAGAACAACAAGGAAGGGAUUACAAGAGUCCUGACCACCGACUAUGCCCUCCUCAUGGAGUCCACCAGCAUAGAGUACAUCACCCAGAGAAACUGCAACCUCACCCAGGUUGGAGGCCUGAUCGACUCUAAGGGCUAUGGAGUUGGCACGCCAAUAGGCUCACCCUACCGAGACAAGGUGACCAUCGCCAUCCUGCAGCUUCAGGAAGAGGGAAAGCUGCACAUGAUGAAGGAAAAAUGGUGGCGAGGCAACGGAUGCCCUGAGGAGGACAAUAAAGAAGCCAGUGCCCUGGGUGUGGAGAACAUAGGUGGCAUCUUCAUCGUGCUGGCUGCCGGUCUCGUUCUGUCCGUGUUUGUGGCCAUCGGAGAGUUCAUCUACAAGUCGCGCAAAAACAGCGAUAUUGAAGAGUGUGUCUCUUUCAGUGCUGUGAUGGAAGACCUGGGCAUGUCCCUCAGGUGCCACAAGGCGUUGAGGAAGAGAGGCAGACACAGAGGAAGAGCAGGCCUGUCUGGAGUCUUAUGUAACCCCAAACGCAUCUCAAGGAAAGAGACAAUGGCCUAGAUCCACCUCGAACAGUCGCGCAGGGAGCAACUCUGCUUUUGACAUACCUGCCGGUGAAAUGAAUCUCUGAGGCUGUUCGUUUUUUUCAUUGAAUUUUGUUUAUGUGCUUUUUAUUCAUGAAUUUGCCAGUUUUUAUAUGAGUACUAUGUGGAUUGUGUUGGUUUUGUGUCAACUACAGAUCUUGGUAAUAUCUCGAGUUGAUUGAAUAGAAAAUGAAAGGAAUAAUUUAUUUUGAGAUAUUUAUUAACAUACAAGCAAAUUGCAUAAACGGUAGCAUUUUCUUGUGCUGUCCUUGAUUUAAUAAAUAAAAGUGUACAUUUUACACAAACUUGAAGAA